AUGAUACUAUCAAAUGCCGUCAUGUCCCAAACUUCAACACAGUCGCCGGCUAUCGCCGAUGGCACCAGCUUCUUUCACGUGGAACAAUGGGCUCCGUCGCAUGGAUAUCACGACUCGAUGGCAUCGCUCUUGAACUACAUCCAAACCAAGCAGUUUAGUCCCACCAAAUCGGUCCAACAAGCAGUACCACCCCCAGUCCAGAGGCAGAGACAAGCAGCGUCGAAACCCAAGGCGGUAGGGCGGAAGCAACCUUCACAGCCCAGGCUACUGACAAGCUCAAGCCCGCCACAUGGACCACGCCGAAAAACAAAGGCCAACACGUCGUGCCGCCGCACCCCCAUACCAGCGGUAAACCGCCAGCGCAUCCUCGACAAGCCUGAGAUGCAAGCACUGCGCCACGAACUCAACCACAGACGCAGCUACGGCACAGACACCACCGCAACCAGCCUCAUGGCAGCCAGAGACCUGCAUGCGGCCAUCGAGAGCCGGGACCCGGGCGCCGUGUAUGCCAUGCUGCGGUCCGGAGUGGACCCGAACCUGUCACGCGGCGGCGGCGUAGUCAUGACUAGCGCCUCGGGCCGGCCGUCGACGACGAGCGUGGUCGUGACGCCGCUCCACCGGGCCUUCUCGGUCGGCUGUCUCGAGGUGGCCAUGCUCCUGGUGCUGGCGGGCGCGGACCUGGAGGCGACCAACGCGGCGGGCGAGACGGCCGUGGUGCGCGCGGUGCGCUGCGAGUUCCCCGACGACUUUGUCGCGCUGUGCUGCGAGCUGGGCGCCGCCGUCGACGCCCCCGACCGCGCCGGCCGCUCCGCGCUGCACUACGCCGCCGGCCUCGUGCACCCCGACGUCAGCUGCGCCACCGUGCUCACCCUGGCCGCCCACGGCGCGCACCUGGAUGCGAGAGACGCCGACGGCCGCGCCCCGCUCCACGCCGCCGUUGCUGCCGGCAGGGCGGAGGUCGUGCGGCAGCUCGUGGCGCGCGGCGCCGACGUCGAGGCCGCCCUGCCUGGCGGCGCGACCCCGCUGCACCUGGCCGUCCUGCGGCGGAACGCGCAGGUCGUGAGGGUGCUGUGCGAACACGGCGUCCAUGUCGACGGGCGACCGGGUAUUGGUGGGAGUUGCGGGAGCCCAGGGGGUGGUGACUUCGGGGGCGCGGCUCCGAAAACGCCCCUUUUGUACGCCAUCGAAACAGGGUGCACCGAGAUCGUGCGGAUCCUGCUCAAGCACGGCGCCGAUGUCGACUUGGGCAGUCUUGGUGACGGCAGCGCUCAAGUUUGCAACCUGAGCAGCAGCAGCACCAUCAUCACCACUACCACCAGCAAAGCCGGCACCUCCACACCAACCAGCAAGAGGAACUCCCCGUCGCAGCCCGGCUCCUUCCCGCUCCUCGCCGCAGCACGCCUAGGCAAUGCCGCCGUGGUUGACCUCCUGCUCGCGCAGGGCGCCGACCUCAACCAGGCCGACGCGCACCGACAGACGGCCCUGCACGCGGCGGCGGCGCACAACCACCUCGACGUGGUCAGGCGGCUGGUGGCGGCGGGCGCGGCGGUAAGGAGUUUGCGCGACGACGGCGCCACACCCUUGCUGCUCGCCGUGCGGGCCGGGCACGAGGCGGUCGCGCGGCACCUCCUCCUGGGACCGGUGCCCGCGCCCGCCGAAAGCCCGGUGGAGCGGGAGGGGGUCGGCGGCGGCUCCUGCGCGCCGGGGCCGACGGCGCUGUGGCAUGCGGUGGACCGUGGGCACCACGACAUGGCGAAGCUGCUCGUUGUGGAGCGGGGCGCGGAUCCGUUCAGGGUCGUGGACGCGUGGGGUUCUACGCCCUUGCACCAUGCCGCCAGAAAGGGCUUGGAUGGGCUCAUCGAGCUCGUCCUUGACCGGGUGGUAGAUGGUCGCGGUGGCGGCGAGCAUCCUGGGCCGGCGGCGGUUACGGAUAUUGGUGUUGCUAGUAGUAGUAGUAGUAGUAGUCGAACUGAAUUCACACUUUCGUCGGGGAAUGAUACCAUGACCGCAGGAGCAAAACCUCCAACGGCUCAAGAGACAACCACGCCCACGCCGAAACAGGAACUCGAUUUGGAAAUAUGGGAUACAAGAGAAGUGAAGAAAGCCACGAAAGAGAACGCAGGGACAGAGAAGCCCGUGGAACCAAACCCAACAAACUCCAAAUCGACCCACGCAGCAGAAGCGCAAGCGUCCAAGCUGAGCGCGUCCUUACUCCUCGCCGCAGCAGAAGGCGGCCAGCUCUCGACGCUCAAGCUGCUCCUCGCGCGCCGCGGGACGGCCUCUGCCCUGGCCGACCUGCAGAGCGCCCAAACCGCCAUCGGAGACGGGAUCCUGGCCGUGGCGACGGCGCAUCCCGCGGUGCUGCGGUUCCUGCUCGGCUUCAAGACGCCCGACGACGGCGUCGGCGGUGGCGGUGGCGGCAGCAGCAGUAUAUGGACGGCAAUGAUACCGGGGCGGCCACGGCGGUUGCUCCUCGAUGUCAACCGCGGCAACAGACACGGGGCCACGGCUCUGCACUACGCGGCGCUCCGGGGCCACGUCGAGGGCGCGCGGGUGCUGCUGCAAAAGGGGGCCAGGCAGUCGGUGGUGACGGUGGAGAUCUACGAGGGCCUGGACGACUACGCAGAGAGGAGGGAUUACAAGCAGGGCACCCCUGCGGGCCUGGCGAGGCAGAAAGGAUUCGAUACACUGGCCGCCAUGAUUGACAAAUGGAGAUGA
Molecule: messenger RNA, 2718 nt
Organism: Pyricularia pennisetigena
Lineage: Eukaryota; Fungi; Ascomycota; Sordariomycetes; Magnaporthales; Pyriculariaceae
Exons: 2
Coding region: 1-2718 (905 amino acids)
Molecular function (GO): protein binding
Source: RefSeq, a predicted model, not a curated record